This is a messenger RNA of Eublepharis macularius, 5716 nucleotides long. RefSeq names its product sarcoglycan delta (gene SGCD). Gene Ontology annotation, biological process: cardiac muscle tissue development; heart contraction. Bases 159 to 1061 code for a protein of 300 amino acids. Gene Ontology annotation, cellular component: sarcoglycan complex; sarcolemma. The transcript has 8 exons. The record is from RefSeq and is a predicted model, not a curated record. Lineage: Eukaryota; Metazoa; Chordata; Lepidosauria; Squamata; Eublepharidae.
ACGGGAAUGCUGUUCAGGAAAUUCUUCAGGCAUGGGCAGGGACUUGGCUGCAGUUCUACUGCUGGAAAAUCUGACAGGGGCAGCUUCUGAAAGCAGGGUAGGCCUCGUGCUGCUCUGAAAGAAACCCUGCAUCUUCUUCUCCCCACCCCUGCUCCUGCAUGCCCUGGACCUUUCAUCUGGCUUCUGAAGAGAAAAAGAUGUCUCAGGAACAGUACGCACACAGGAACACCAUGCAGAGCUCAGAAGGACAUGUCUACAAAGUAGGGAUUUAUGGCUGGCGGAAGAGGUGCCUGUAUUUCUUUGUGCUACUCCUAAUGAUUUUAAUUCUGGUGAACCUUGCCAUGACCAUCUGGAUUCUCAAGGUUAUGAACUUCACAAUUGAUGGAAUGGGAAACCUGAGGAUCACAGAAAAAGGUUUAAAACUAGAAGGAGAUUCAGAAUUCUUGAAACCUCUCUACGCCAAAGAAAUCCGAUCCACGACAGGCAACCCUCUGUACUUCCAAUCUGCACGGAAUGUUACAGUGAACAUUCUCAAUGAGAAGAGUAAAGUUCUUACACGUCUUGUAACAGGUCCCAAAGCAGUGGAAGCUCACAGCCAAAAAUUUGAAGUGCAAACUACUAUGGGGAAACUGUUGUUUUCUGCAGAUGACAAUGAAGUGGUGGUUGGAGCAGAGAGGCUAAGAGUUUUAGGAGCAGAAGGUACAGUGUUCCCUAAAUCCAUAGAAACUUCCACUAUCAGGGCAGACCCCUUCAAGGAAUUAAGGCUGGAGUCACCCACACGCUCUUUGAUAAUGGAGGCUCCCAAGGGAGUUCACAUAAAUGCUGAGGCUGGCAACUUCGAAGCCACAUGUAGGACAGAGCUCAAGCUGGAAUCCAAAGAUGGAGAGAUAAUGUUGGAUGCUGCAAAUAUCAAACUACCUAGACUGCCUCAGGGAUCCUAUUCCCCUACUGGAUCCAGGCAAAAAAUCUACGAGCUGUGUGUAUGUCCCAAUGGGAGGUUAUUCCUGUCUCAGGCAGGAUCUAGUUCCACCUGCCAGAUAAACUCAAGUGUUUGCCUUUGAGAAAGACUGUUUGCAUCAGGCAUAGCCGGCAGCACAACGGCCUUUUCUGGCCUUCAAGAUAAGACGAGCUGCCAACUAUUUUUACUAGAACACAGAAAGCCUAUCAAAGACUGUUUUUGUGUGUGCGCGCGUGUGUGAAUAUAUAAAUAUAUAUAUAGAUAUAUACAGAUAUAAAUAUAUAUAUAUAUAUCCUUUGUGUAAAAUGAAGUUUCAGUACAAGAAGUCCCAGGGUGACCCUCUUUGUGUAACAUUCAUUGUUCUCAUAUACCACUUUUUAUAAACCAUGUUCAAAUUGGAUCUAGAUCUUUCCAGGAAUUCUCAAACUAUGUCAUAGCAAGCCUCCAAAAGUAAAGUCAAUGCUUUAGAGCCUCUCUGAAUUUAGCUAAAAGCCACCUCACAUAUUACAUUGUACUUACAGACAUAGGGAGAAACCAAGUAAUAGGACAAGAUUGUACGCAUGCACAUUUUCCCACAUGUACAUGCAUCAACAACUCUCUGACAAUUUUGCCUUCCAAAUGUGUAUGCUCAGCAAACUAGACACGUAUACUAUCUUCACAUAUAACGGUGUAUUAUACAAGGCAGCUCAACUUUUAACCUUCAUUGUCAUAGAGAUGAUAGAGAAAUCAAAGGCAAGGAAGAUAUUUGGGUACAUGGACAGUAAUCAAGUGGGUGGAACUGUUGAGAAACAAAAAGCCAAUGAAAAUGAGUUGCCCUGUAGAUGAUUAGCCUUGUCAGUUAAUUCAGUGGCACCCCAUCACCUAGCUUAUUGUCUGAGAAAUAUUCAAAUGGCAAAAUACUAGUUUGCUUAGCUGCUGCCUCUUCCUACUAAGGAUGGCUCAUUUUGCAUAUUGAGAACUAAAGUUGUAGUUUAUACAAAUGAGACUCACUUGUUAUUUACCAUUUUCUCAACCAACUGAUUAAUGACAGCAUGAUGAUGAGACAAGCAUCUCUGAUUAUUAUUGUAUCAUGAAGAUCCAUCACAUUAGAAGAUAAAUUUGUCUUUUUAAAAUGCUUAAGAUUCUCCAAAGCAUGUGUCCCAAGAGCAAAACUGUGAAAUAAUAUUCAUAACCCUGUGUCUGAUUCUAAGAGGUGUCUUAUUAUAUAUGGCCUUUCACUGACAUCAAGAUUGUGUUAUGUCAAUGAAAGAUGACUGACAGCUGUGAAUUGUUUCUUGAUGAGUUACAAAGUCCAACUAAAAAAUCUUCCAAAAGUUCUAAAAUAGGCCAGGACCAAGUGGAUAAAGAUCUGAGGAUUAGUAUCCUACAAGCAUCAGGGUUAUAUAUGCUUUGCUGAAAUUUACUUUAGGGUCCCUGUCUCUGUUGUGUACACCCGUGUUAGGUUAAAAGCAAGAUUGGGGUCCAGUAGACUCACUACAGUGCUACUUGACCCUAAGGUUACAAAUAGCGCAUGAUGCAUCUCCAAGAUGUGUCUGGAGGGAAAGGAAAUUGAUCUCUCAUUUCAGCAAGAGGAAGAGAAAUUGCACCCAUAAAAAAUAAUAAUGCAGUGAGAAAGAAUCUUAACUGACAUAACAUUUAAUCUCUUAUGUUGACUAUGCAAGUCGUGCUGUCCUCAGUAUAAUAACUGUAGAUAAGAGGAGACCCCAUGCAGUCUGUGCAAAUAGAAUAAAGUAGAAUUAAUAUUCGACUAUAUUCUAAAAGAGGAACAAUCUAAUGUCAGUCUGCAGAAGACCAUGUUCUUCAUUGAAAGGCAAGGUAUCUGAUGUACAUUCCAAACUUUGGAUGUUCACAGCCAACAAGUGUUUGGUUCACCCUUUGCUGUUAACAUUACAGGUAGUUUUCUGUUUCUAAAAAUGCAUAAGGAUGUGUCAAUUAAUGAAGAACAUGUCAGAAGGAAAUUGGUAUAGAACAGAUUAUCAAUUUAAAGAGCUUUAGUUUAGCUGUCUUAAUGGCCCAUUUGAGCUAAAGAGGCAGGAUAUACAUUUGAAAAUAAAAAUUAAAUAUGUUGACCAUCUAGAUUUUUACAUGAAGAGCAACAGAAGGUUAAUUUCACAUAUUUUAGAUACUGCAAAUAUCAGAGAUGCUUAGUAUGAAGCAGAUUUUUUCAAUGGUUUGUACUGAUUAGUCCACUCAUUGAAAAUUGAUGCAUAAACUGUUCUUUACAGGAAUUCCAGAGAGGUAGCCAUUUACAGUAUCAGAAUCAAAAUCAACAGAGAGUCCUGUUAAAUACUUAAAUACUAACCAGUCUGUUCUGGCAUGAGAGCUUAUGCCACAAUAAAUUUGUUAGUCUUGGAGAUGCUUUAGAAAUCUUUUGAUUUUCUUCCAAGAGUUAAAAAACUGUUAACAACAUCAAAGAUCUGAUACAUCAUGAGAAUAACACAAUUUAUGAAACAGGUUCCAUACAUGAUUCCCAUACAUUUCUAUACAUGCCUACAAUCCAAUGGAUAAAUGAAAAUAGAUUUAGUGCACUCACAGCAUCCUCAAAAUGCUGAGAUAAAAUGGUAUGUAUUCUUUUUUCAAGCCAUUUUCUUGAAUUUCUUUAUGGGCACAAACACUUGGGCAUGAAGAACUUGAUAGCAAGCCUGUUGAAGUCAAUUGGAAGGCACUCCCAUGGUGUUUGGAUUAAGCCAUUUCCAGAAACAUUAUAGUUAGGUGAUUCAAGUUGAUGAUAAAGCAGGCUUGAAAACACCAGUGAAGUGCACUCUUGAUGGACAGCAAAACGAGUAGCUCCUCAUUACAUUUAGUGACAUUGUUCAGACUUGCUAACUGAAAGGCUCUUGUCAUUAUCAUUUCUUGAACAGACACUUCAAUGCAAAGGGGUCACCCAGGAUAACAAUUGUAUUGGGACACAGGAUUAUAUGCCAUCUCUGUUCAAAGAGGGAGACGUGCCUAUGCCUUAAGUCAAUGCACUCAGCAAGGAGAAGCACAUCAUAUUUAUCUUAUUCUUAACACUAGUUUCUUUGAAACAUUGGCAGGAAGGUUGGAGAGGAUAAUAGAGUUUAAAAGAUGUUUAAGAGAUUAAUGGGAGCUUGUUAAGCAACAUAAAGUGGAAUCACUAGAUCUUCACAUAGCCUAUGGGACUUCUGGAGCAAGUGCAGAUUUCUGUCAUGUUUUAAUAUAGGAGGAACCCAAGUAUGGAACAUCAGAGUUCAUCCUGGGGGGUCCAGCUUUAAUUCUUCAGAGGCGUUUGUGUACUAUGGUAUUUGUUUUCUUUUUCCAUUUCAUAUCGAACAGUAUUUUCUCAUCCCAAAUAAGGGCCAUUCCCUUAAAAAAUGCCUGCCAGGGUGUUUGACAUGAUUACUGAGUUCAAUAAUGCAAAAAUAUACAUAUUGCCAUGCAACAGAGUUGUCUGAUCUUCUCUUCCCCAUUAAUUUUAGUAGUAAUAAUGAAAAAGGACCAUGAAACAAAAGUUUCAUUGAGAUGAACAGUGUGCUCAUGGUUUUUUUAAACGAAGAGCUUAUUUUAACAAUAGUUCUGUCUUUAUCUAGAUGGUGAAUGGUGAACUUGUUAAGUUUCUGUUUUGAGGUAACCUUACAGACUUUUGCAUCCAGCUGCCAAUUUUUAACACACUUGCCUCUCUCACUAAAGAGAUUGGUACCCAUUUUCUCCUUUGCCAGACUCACCUUUGUUUUUAACAUUAAAAGAAGCAUUUUUUGUAAGAGCCUGCAUAGGCAUGUUUUCUAACCUGUAAAAAUGUGUAUAUUGCAAAUACACCCCUUUACCCCAUUGUUCUCCCCACACACACACUUCCCCCUUACAAAACACAAGAAUGAAAAUUAUAGAUUGCUUAAAUCAUCAGAGUAGGAAACCUAGGGUUAUGUUGGUCUCUGAAUGUUAUUCUGUGUGUGAAUACCCACAUGUCGAAGAAGCAAUAGUUUGUGGGGAAAAGCCACUCCUUUCAGUACUGAGUUCCAUAGAUGUGAUCUAAUGAUGGUAUGGACUUGACAUCCCAUAAGGCACUUUCAUCGGUUCAUAUUUUCAUGGGGAACAUUACUUAAAGAAUAUUUAGAGCCUAUGAAAAAUUGUUCAUGUGCAUUAUAUUGGAAAGGUCACAUGCAAAUAAUUGUUUUUCACUCUUCCUCAUACUGCAUUCUUAACAGAUUGGUAGUGGUAAAAAUUCUGUACCAUCUUUAAAGAGAUAGGGUUCACUAAACAAAGAUAACAAACAACUGUUUUAUUACAAAUAUCCACUAUUAAAAUGUUUAUAAAACUCACAGGUCUUAUUUGUAAGUAUUUGUUAAACUUUUCUAAAAGAUACCUACUUCUUUAAUUUGCAUAUAUCAGCAUGUCAGAUUUUAUAAGUAUUUUCCCAUUGAAAAGUGGGCGCAGAUGUGAGGAUACUGGCUAUGACAACACAUUUGUUACCUUUACAGAUAUUGUAAUAUAUUCUGCUAAUUAAGAUCUGUACAUUUUAUGAAUAGUUUUAGCAAUUGGAUAUUUAUAGUAAGCAGUUAUUUGUUAUUCUGAUAUGAUAUUGGCUUCUGUCCAUGCUCUCUCCAUGUUACUUCCAGUCUUAAACUGUGUUGUGCAGCUUUCUGUAAGAAACAAUUUCAUGAAAAAUACUACUUAAAAAGACAGCUCUUAUGUUGUCACUUGCUAGAAGUGUCAGACUGGUUACUUUAAAUCUUGAACAUAUUUGUUUUGUGAAAUGGGAAUAUACUGUUUUUACAUUUACUGAACAUGGAACUCUGGAAGCUC